This is a messenger RNA of Trichophyton benhamiae CBS 112371, 8556 nucleotides long. RefSeq lists its product as uncharacterized. Bases 1 to 8556 code for a protein of 2851 amino acids. The transcript has 3 exons. The record is from RefSeq and is a predicted model, not a curated record. Lineage: Eukaryota; Fungi; Ascomycota; Eurotiomycetes; Onygenales; Arthrodermataceae.
AUGGCCUCUUUGAGCCCUACGACGGUGUUUGUCGCCCUCGUCCUCAUCUAUAUCUCCUCCUUUGUUCUCUUCGCGAUCAUCCGCAUCGCUACCGGCGUCUCCAUACAGCGGAUCGGCUACUUUUCACUACGACACAUCGCAUAUUCGCCGCGGGAGGGGGUUUAUAUCAAGUUCGGAGGUAUUGGGAUUUCCGUGCAUAGGCCCUCGCUCGUCCAGCCUACAUACGUUAGCCUGCGGAUUAAACGAGCUACCGUUACGCUUGAUUUAAAGGCCCUUGCGAGCUCGCGUCGGAGAGCUGCCACCGCUGUCGCUACCGCUGGACAUACACCAGAGGGCCUGGCAAAGGAUGAAACUAGAGCUGCGCAAGAGAGUGAUGCCGUGGGCAACAGUAACGGCAAUGGCAGCAGUGAUGGAAAGACUAAGAAGAAGUCAGCGUCCUGGGAGAGGACAUGGAAGAUACUGAAGGGAGUUAAGGAGAGACUGAAGCGCUUGCUCAGGCAGAUCAAAUGGUUGGCUUUGAUUGAUAUCUCGGCUACGGAGACUACACUUCGCAUACGCGAUGCUGGAGAGCUUCAUAUCGGUGCCCUCACCAUGUCCCUGGAUGCUAGGCGUAAAGUUAUGCAAGGCGGAAAGCAAUUUCGACAGAACGAGGAUGCUUCGGGAGAGAAACGUUUUCCGGAGUGGAUAUUCAAUGCUCGAAAUAUACUCCUGGCAGUAGAUGGCUGUGAACACAAGGAGAUAUUUGAUAAUAUUGGAAUCAAUGUUCAUGGACUUCUUCAAAAUGGCAUGGAAGGGUUACGGGAAGUCUCCAUUUCGGUCAAAGUGGGGAGGCUUCAUAUCCCGUAUGAUGAUGUUCGUUCUAUCCUUCUACGGAUCAAGCUGCUCUCAUUGCCGGAUGAUAUGACCCCAGACGCUGGAACCUCUUGCGAAGACACUGAUGACGAAACUGCGCUGGGAAAUAUAAUGGAAGAAUCGGACACUGAACAGCAGGAUACCCCUCAAGAGGAGGUCGUGGCCCAUCACCUUACCGAAUCGAAGGCGUUCCUUACCUCCUUGAUACGCGGAAUCCAGGACUUCCAACUCGCUUUGAGUUUCUUCCGUGUCUCAAGCACCGUGGAAAAUCCAGAGUCUAUGGAAAAGCCUCUCUAUUUAAAUUUCUACACUCAUGAGGUGGGCGUUGACUUUCAUAGAAUGGACCCAGCCCACCCAUCACACAGGAUGUACUUUCAGCGUGAUGACGUUGCCCAUCAGGCUUUGAUAGCCGCCAUCUCAUCGUCAGUAUCUCUGGGUGAGAAUGUAGACGAGCAUGAAAAGCUGAUAUACAUUCCCAUGGCUACAACAACCAUCAAAACAACCCUCCCUUCUAAAACCAUGGCAUUGGCUGGCAACCACCGAGAUGCCGCUGAGCGGAAUUCAAAUGUCAUUUUUGCCAAUUUCGUUGUUACAUCUCCGUCCGUGGACCUGGAACCUAAACACCUAUCAAACAUCCUAGCCCUGAUACAGGCGAGAGGAUCCUCUCCACGUUCUAGUUCUCAAAAAGGUCACUUCCUUAUGUCACGUCUUUUGCCGAAGGCUGUGAUCAAACUCUCAGUCCACGAACCCGUGCUUCGAUUUGCGCUCCCCACCUCAGCCUCAGCAAGUCCUUCCGACUACAACCUUCUUGUUUCAUCUAUAUCCUCUAUUUCCCUUGACGUUGAGUCUUCUCAUUCUGUUGCAGAAGGUGCCCAAUAUUCCCUGGUCGCCACAUACCGUAUUUCUUCUCAUCUGAUUUACUACCAGACAGCCGCAGGGGUUAGGCAUCGUCUCCUAGCCACGGACACAAUGGACCUAAAGUGCUAUAUAAAUGCAACCACCGAGAUUGCGGUUGCUAUUUCAGGCUCUAUGAACUCAUUUUCAAUCCAUAUCCUUAGCGGGGAACUUACUCGUGGCCUGCACCAAGCUGUUGAGCAGCUGAAGAGGCUUAUUCCUUCAAAACACAAUUCCUCUCAUGAUACGCCUAGCCUUCUAAGGCGCCUUCCCCCUUGGCUUAUUCGUUUCCAAUUCGAAUCCUCAGCUUUUAGCAUUGAAAUUGCCGGUUCGGAUCCUACUGUUGGUUCUGCUACCAGAGGAAUUGUCCUUCAUCUGGGUGAAUGGUCGAUAGAGUAUCAGCUUCAAAAACCAAAGCCAAACCCACGGUCCCUGCGGCGCCGAACUCCUAGCCACUCUGCUAUCUCGGAUGACCCAUUCAGGUUUACGCCUACUUCACCCUCUGGGAAGUCUUAUUCCCGUCCGUCAGACGGCAGAAGGGUAACGUUUAAUGUCAGUCAAAUGGAGAGUUUUAUCAUGGAGUCUGUAGACUAUAUGGAACCAGACGCUUUCCUCUCGGUGCCUCAAUUCGAGAUUUCCCUGACCACUUCGAGCGACCUUCAAGGCCCUAUCUUUCAUGUUAAUUCUAUCAUCAACGAGAUUAUCAUCAAACAUUCACUCUAUCGAUGUUACGCAAUAGGUAUUGCUGCGACUACUAUUAAUGAUGCAUUUUUCAAUUCCACGCUUGGGGUGAACACGCGCGGACCAAAACGCAGAUCGUCCUCGAUGAGAGCACCUGGAAAAGCUUCGAAAGUCGAACUCACCACUUUUGAUAUCAAAGUCCCUUCUAUACAGGUCCAGGGUGUGAUGCCGUCUGAUCCAAGGAUACUGCUUCAGGUGUAUGGGCUUGUUGCAGGUCGACACCGUUGGUCACCACCUUUUAUCCGGUCGCACCUGAUUCGACUGCAUGUGGAAUCUCCAAAGGCCAAAGGGACUUGGACCAGAAUUUUCAGCGUUGGAGGUAUUCGUGUUGGGCUUCGAGAGAGCAGAACAAAGCAGGCAGAGACUUUGGGUACCACAAAGUCAUACGACAUCUCCUCUGAUUUUAUUCGAGUGGCUGUUCCUCCGCAUAUGAUAAUGUACCGUGUGUUUGAUAACUUUGUCAACACGUUCAAAGCACUGGAACUGCUCAACUACCGCAUGAAGACUAAAUCAAGCUCUUCAAGCAUGGCAAAGCCCCCUAGUGAACCAAAAUGCGUACCCAAAAUAUCACUGCGUAGCAAGUCGAUGGUUUUUGAGAUAGAAGACGAUCCAUUCGAAUGGAAACUCGGAUGUAUCUAUCGUCUCGGCCUUCAGGAGCAGAAGCAACGUCUUGCACGCGAGGAAGCGUAUAAUAUGAAGCUGAAAAAAGUAAGAGAAAGUCAAGAUGAUCGUUAUGCUACUCUCCGUCUCAGGAGCCAGAAUCCCAGGUCAUUCACAGAAAGGCCUUAUACAAGCUCUCGUAGGAGUGGUGAAUACCCAAGGAGCGUCAGCGCAGAUAGUCGACCGAGGAAGCGGUCUAGAUCAAGGGGGAGAAAUGCCUAUACAAAAGGCCGGUAUGAUACUAGCCAGUUACCCACUUUCUCUGACUGUAGCAUUCUAUCCGCGGAUGAGGCUUGGAACCAACUUCAGGCUCACAAUGCGCGCUCUUGGAAGAAAAAAAUCGACAAUUCAAUUCGGUUUCAGAAUGCAGCAGUUAGAGAACUCCGAUCCCUUUUUGUUGGAGCUGACAAGACUCCUGAUGGGAUGCCAGAGGUUCCGGGGGUGAUUCCAAUCCCAAGCCGACCAGGUUUACUUGCCAUCAGGAUAACGGAUUUUGGAUUCACUCUGGAUGCGCCGUCGUUUCCACUCCAUGAAUAUCCCCAAUAUCUGCAUAGGAUUGGGAAAGGCAUGCCUUUGGAUAUUAAGUAUGCUUUAUUGAUACCGAUGAGCAUCCGACUAGAUAUGGGAGAAGCUAGAUUCAACCUAAGAGACUACCCGCUUGAUUUAAUCCAUAUCCCUCCGUUAGGCCCUGGACAGUCCGCCCGUGUUCCAGCCUGGUCCCUCAAGACAGACUUUGUCAUAGCUGAAGAAUUUCGUGGACCUGAAUCUUCUCGCCAGGUCAUCGUUAAUAUUGUUCCCCCAUCCCUUGCUUCUGAUGGCACAAUGCAGGAUGGCUUUUCCCUUGACGUUCGCAGGACGGUUGCUCCUGUGAAGACCUAUUCUAACCCAACAAUUGAAAUUAACACCAAUCAGCCUACCACGAUAUCUUGGGGAAUGUCCUACCAACCGGUCAUCCAGGAUGUUAUGAAGAUUAUUGAGAAUUUUACGAAGCCCGAGAUAGAUCCCUCAGAGCGAGUUGGGUUCUGGGACAAGAUACGACUAAGCUUCCAUUCAAGGUUACUAUGGGUUUGGAAAGGAGAUGGCGAUGUCCAUUUCAGACUAAAAGGCUCCCGUGAUCCAUACAUUGUUACCGGCUUUGGUGCGGGUUUUGUCAUGUGCUGGCGUAAAGAUGUUCAAUGGGGAAUCCGUACGAAUGAUGACCCUCAAGAAUUCUUUGCAGUUACCAGUGGUGAAUAUGUGCUUGCUAUUCCUGAUUAUAAUCGUCAAGCGAGGUAUUCAUAUGAAUCACCAGCGUUUAACAGUGGCACCGCUAGAUUUGGGAAGAGUGACGCAUUGUUCAAGAAGGUGAUAAUGAAGCUUUCCGGAAAUGUCCGCUGGCUUGCAGGAUUGGUAUUUGAACGAAAUGCGAAUGGUGCAGAGAGAUGCUUUGAUUUCAAACCCCAUUACGAGGUUGUCCUACGCAACCCCAUGUAUUUGAGCCCCCAAGAGUUAAAGGACUAUGAUGCGUUCCGUGGGUUUAGAAGCAAUCACAUACAUCUUUCGUUAGCUGUUGUUGCACCUGUUGCUCGAGAGUGGACUCUUACGAACCGAGAGCCAUCGGCUUCAUACAACACCGUCCAUCUUACGCCCAAAUUCUUUACUCAUUUCUUUAGCUGGUGGUCUCUCUUUUCUGGGGUGAUGUCACUUCCAGUCCGUCAAGGACCUCUUUUCCCUGGAUUAACAAAGACAAGUAAAAAGUUUAGCCGUCAUCUCGGCACUAUCAAGUAUAAGCUUUUCUUGUCUCCGCUCUUUGUAUCCCACAUUUACAAGCAUAAGGAUCCAGAGGACUACAAGGAAGAUAUUGUUUAUGCAACAGGGCUGAAAGUGCGGCUGGAUAGCUUCAUGCUUGACCUGCACCAGCGGCGAGAGUAUACUACCGUGGUCAAAGGACGGCUUGAGCCGACAAAAGCAAGCUCUAUGAAAAUCAACAGAGCACAAUUGGAUUUCAUUUCGGCCGAUUGUCGCGCAGUAUCAUCAAUUGGCAACUCUGCUCAAGACAGUGGCGACGAGAAGGAUGGUACUAGCCCGACUUACCCUGGUAUAUCUCAACCUGCCGAUAUAUCAAACUUUACCAUUCCAGACGAGGAUUUGAACUGGAUUGACAUGGAUGAUUUUGUCGAGUUGGAUUGGGUUCUUCCAGUAGAAAGCAAUCCGAGAACGCAAAUUCUUCCACUGGCCUAUUCCCCUCGGUUUUCGUUCUUCCGCCAAACGGAUCAUACUAAAGUAGGGCCGGAUGAGCCAGGUUAUAGUCCCUUCGGAGACGAGCCUACGCAUGUAUGUGUUAUGUCACAGGACCACGAUCCCCGGCGGGUACAAAUCGAGUUGCUUAAGGAACGUCUUAAUGUCUUGGAAGCUCAAUCUUCAUCGCAUCACCGUGUUGUUGGCGAAUUUGAGCUACGUUCUAUCCGCGACGGCAUAGCCGAUGAAGAGUCUCGAAGGCAAUAUGAAACGAUGGUCAGGCACGGACUAUCCCUCGAGCAGCGACGAAAAUUCCUUCAGGAUGAACUGCAACGGCUUGAAAUGCAUUUUGUCCAAAAUGGCAACACUAAUGGGUCUUCGCAUCGCUGCAGCGAAAACGCUGAUCUCCUAAUAUCCUCAACGGAGGAUGAGUUCGCGAGUGACUUUGAUAACCGCUUCGUCAUUCAUAACAUCCAAUUGAAGUGGAACAAUUCCUUGAGAAACAUAAUUCUACGAUAUAUACAUCAAGUCAACCAGAGACGUGGAUUUGUGUACUACAUGUCACGGCGCGCAGUGAAGUUCAUCCUUGAUAUCGUUGACGAGCAAGUCAAGGCAAAACGCCGGCAUAUGGGCAAAAAGCAACAAACACCAUGGAAUGCUGAACCUCGCUCUCAUAUUGAGAUUGAAAGAGACGACGACAUGUCGACCGAAGAGCGAAUUGAACAGCUCCUUAAUGAUGCAAGUCGAUUUGUGAAUGCAGAACCGCCUACUCCCGGAGAGAGCAAGCAUCCUACUAUAAGCUCAAAAUCGAGUAGCAAUAUCUCCCCCGAAUUUACACCGCAGAACAGCUAUCAUCUGAGACUCAUUGCUCCCCAAAUUCAGUUGCAAAGCGAGAAAAAUAAGAAAUCUGUCGCUGUUGUUACCGCUAAAGGGAUGCAACUAAAGGUCGUAUCAAUUAUGGAUAAACACCGAGUCUCUGAUGAUGUUAGUGGACUGGUACAACGCCAGUUUACACUUAGCAUGGACAGCGCUCAGUUUUUCGUCGCAGACCAAAAGAGCUUUUCUAGCCAUAUACAUAUAUACUGUGGAAAUGGAUACGGAAACGCUCCAGGCACGUCAUGGCCGCCUUGGGUCUCAGUGGAAGCCAUGUUUGACUUUGAUAUCGACCUUUCUGGGUUCUCAAGGAUUAUCCAGAAAACAUCUGCGAGCUUACGCUACGACAAGUUCAAUACCUUGCGACUGAAAUUCAAUGAGAAGGUCGCUGGUGAGUCAGCAGAUGAAGAUAGGCACGCCGCCUACCCUACAGAACAUCGAAUCGACCAAAUAACUGUUGACUUCCCACAAGUGCGGGCGAUCUGUGAUUCAUCACAGUACUACUCCUUAUAUAUUAUCGCCCUUGACUUACUCAUGUACAGUGAGCCCCGAGAGCAAGUUCGGGCUGAGAAACUGGAAAAGAUUAUGCUGGCAUCUGACUUCAGUGAUCUUCGAGGUGCGCCAGAAAUUGUCAAUCGUCUCCAGCAGCGAAUCCGUUAUCUUGAGGAGAUCAAAAGCCUGUUUCAAAUCCGCGGAAAAUAUCUUGACAAACAAGGGUUAGCGGACCGAGUGUCACUAGAGAAAGACCUGAUAAUGUGUGAAGAUGAGCUAUUCUUUAUGAUGAAAGCCAUCACAACAUCUCAAAGAAAGAGUGAUGACCGCGCAAAAUCGGCGUCCAGUGGACUACUACACUGGACUCUUGCUGCAACGGAAAUCGUUUGGCACCUCAUGACGAAUAGUAAAGAGCCGAUAGCGGAAUUUCAACUAAGAGACGCCGCAUACGGUAGGACGGAUAAUAGUGAUGGAUCAAAUUAUAACACGAUAGAAGUUGGGAACAUAUAUGGGCUUAACUUACUACCAGAGGCGCUCUAUCCUCAAGUUAUCCUUCCAUACAAAGACGACCAUCGAGGGACUCACCCAAAAGACGAGGCUAAAAUGCUUCAAGUCAAAUGGUAUAUGCUAGAGGCUAUUGCUGGCAUACCUGUACUCAAUGAUUUUGAAGUUACUCUCUUCCCUCUCAAGAUACAACUGGAAAGAGAGUUAGGCCAGAAGCUGUUCGAAUAUGCUUUUCCAGCUGCCGGGCCAAACGCCUUUGAGAAUGGUGGUUUUUCACCAUUUAUGAUCAAGCAGAUAGAUCCGCCCAGCGAUGACUCAGAAGUUGACAACACAACCAGUGGUGCUAAUACUCCAGCAAUGAGUACGGCCAGUACAUCUGCGGAUGAGAGGCCACCUUCUCGCCUAGGCACUGUUGAGCAACGAUUAAUGCCCACUCUAGCCUUGCCUGAUAAACGCCGUUCUCAUUCCCCCGGAAGGAUUAAAAUGUCCAUGUUGAUGACUCCAAUAAUCAAAGAUUCGGCUCCCCAGAAGCGUAAGGCUGAAGAUGAUAGAAGUCUGUCUACAUCACAAGUGCCUACGCGUCGUACUUUGGCGAAGAAAGCAUCUGCUGAUAGCCUUACUGUGCUGAGACGACAAGCUUCAGAUUGGUCUCUCGGAAGUCAAGCUGGAAAUAAAGCUGAAGAGAAACCAAAGAGGCCUACCCUCAAGCGACCACCAACCAAAGUGCAUAUCGAUAAAGCACAUGGAGCAGAUGAUCUCUCUCGGAUGAUAUCUCGCGCAUCAAAUUUCAUGAUCCUCACUCAUGUGAAGAUCAACGAUGUUGUACUCUGUUUAAGCUACAAAGGCAAAGGAGAGCGAAAUAUUGAAGAUAUCCAUGACUUUGUUUUCAGGCUGCCUGUUCUUGAGUAUCGAAAUAAGUCGUGGUCUAACUUGGACCUUGCUCUACGGUUAAAAAAGGAUGCGAUCAAGGCUUUGAUUUCGCAUGCACCCGCAAUACUUGGCAAUAAAUUCUCCCAUCAUCGGCCAAACAAGCAGCAACAAAAGCGUCUUCGCGAGCUAGCUAGUUCCUCUCAACUGUUAGACGGCCAGUCAAUCCUGAGCACCCCUCACUCGGAUGGUUCAAAUAGUGUGGCCAGCCGUACUUCAACUGAACGGUCCGCGUCUCCUGAUUUAUCUAUGAACUCGCAUGCUUUCCAGGCCAGUGGUGCACCGUCCACAGACUCUAUGGGCAUUCCUCCAAGAAGCAAAACAGCACAUUCUGAUAUUGGUCCUAUGGGGUCUUCUGCAAUAGAGGAUGAAGAUGUUAGUCAACAGCCCAGCUAA